UCAGCUGUGUCCAAUCACAGCUGAUCACUGAUCAUCAAAGCACUGAUGAUCAGUGUAGCCCCAGCAGCGCCACCUGUCAGUGUCCAUCAGUGCUCAUCCAUGCCAUCUGUCAGUGCCCAUCAGUGCCACAUCAGUGCCACAUUUCAGUGCCCAUCAAUGCCACAUCAUCAGUGCCCAUCUGAGCUGCCUUUCAGUGUCACCCAUCAGUGCCAGUCAGUAACACCUAUCAAUGCCAGUCAGUGCCACCUAUCAGUGCUGCCAAUCAGUGCUACCUAUCAAUGCCAGUUAGUGCCGCCUAUCAGUGCCCAUCAGUGCUGCCUAUCAGUGCCGCCUAUCAGUACCAGUCAGUGCCGCCUAUCAGUGCCAUAUAUGAGUGCUGCCUUUCAGUGC
Molecule: messenger RNA, 390 nt
Organism: Staurois parvus
Lineage: Eukaryota; Metazoa; Chordata; Amphibia; Anura; Ranidae
Source: the annotation of a GenBank genome assembly